AUGUCUCAUUCCAACAACACGGCCAAAACCCUUGACGGCCCCGCGGCCACUCAGCUUGAUUGGAUCGCCGACGCGCAAGAUGCCAAUGCUCAAGAGCAUGACCUCAAGUUCUUCGAUGCCCUCAAGCUGUAUCGUAAAUCUGUUUUAUGGGCUCUUCUCAUGUCUACCGCCAUCUUCAUGGAAGGCUAUGACACAAUGCUCAUGGGCAAUAUGUUCGGCUUUCCAGAGUUCCGGAAGCGCUACGGGCAGCCUGCCAAAGGCGACACUUAUCAGAUCCCGGCUCCUUGGCAGGCUGGUCUCACCAACGGUAGUGCUUGUGGCCAGUUGGUUGGCUUAUUGGUGUCUGGUUACAUGACCGAGAGGUUCGGCUUCCGCAAGACCAUGACCCUUGGCCUAACUGCCAGUGCUGCCUUCAUCUUUAUCCCCUUUUUUGCUCCUAGCCUUGCGGUCCUUGAGGUUGGCCAAGUUCUAUUUGGUGAGCUGAUCGAAACCGUUUUCAAUAUGACCCUGUCUAACAACUCAAACUCAGGAAUUUUCAUGGGCCUCUACCAAACGAUUCCUGUCGUGUAUGCUAAGGAAAUAUCACCCGUUUGUCUUCAGGCUUAUUUGACGACUUGGGUGAACACCUGCUGGGCAAUCGGUCAUCUUAUCGGCGCCGGCAUUCUUCGAGCCCUUCUCGUACGUGGCGACGAGUGGGGAUAUAGAAUUCCAUUUGCCAUACACACAUGUCGGCUAACACAUGGAAGAUGGGUUUGGCCCCUUAUUCUGGUCCCAAGCCUCUAUUUCGCACCUGAAUCGCCGUGGUGGCUCGUCCGAAGAGGAAGAUUGGAAGAAGCGAAAAAGGUACUAAAGCGACUCACAUCUACGGAACACGCUCACUUCGACAUCGACAAGGCUGUCUCUUUUAUGGUAGUGACGACCAAUUUCGAGAAGGCCAUUAGCGCUGAGACAUCAUACCUGGCCUGCUUCAAAGGGACAGAUCUGAAGAGAACACUGAUUGCAAUUGGUGUCUACUGUAUUCAGACUCUCAGCGGCAACCCUCUACGGAGCUACUCAACUUAUUUCAUGGAGCAAGCUGGCUUUCCAACAACUCAAGCGUCCGACAUGACCAUUGUCAACUAUUCAUUGGCAUUGGUUGGUGGACUCGUGUCGUGGCCACUGUUGACUCUUUUUGGCCGUCGAUCUAUAUAUGUCUGGAGUCUUUUCCUCAUGCUUGUUCUCAUGAUACUCAUCGGCGGAAUCGGAAUUCCUCAAGCUAACUCCUCUGACCAUUCAUAUUCGUGGGCCAUUGCUGCCCUCCUCAUCGUCUCGUCAUUCCUUUACAACGCGACGAUGGGCCCUCUGACAAACGCGAUAUGCUCAGAGGUCCCGUCAACACUCCUAUGCAGCAAGACAGUCGUGCUUGCUAGAUGGUUUUACACAAUUACUUCAAUUACCGCUGGCGUUCUCACACCAUAUCAGCUCAAUCCGACCGCUUGGAACUGGGGAGCCAAAACAGGCUUCUUUUGGGCAGGUGGUUGUCUCAUUUCCUUUAUCUUUGCUUACUUCUGUGUGCCGGAAACAAAAGAUCGCACAGCAGCCGAAGUGGAUAUCUUGUUCAACCGUAAAGCGAGCCUGCGUUGUUUCUCCAAAACUUCUGUUGACUUGGUAGAGGCUGUGGUUGGCGCCAAUGGCAAGGAGAGGAACUAA
This is a messenger RNA of Fusarium fujikuroi IMI 58289, 1689 nucleotides long. RefSeq names its product probable Maltose permease. The coding region runs from base 1 to 1689 and encodes 562 amino acids. Gene Ontology annotation, biological process: transmembrane transport; carbohydrate transport. The transcript has 4 exons. The record is from RefSeq and is a predicted model, not a curated record. Gene Ontology annotation, cellular component: membrane. Gene Ontology annotation, molecular function: carbohydrate:proton symporter activity. Lineage: Eukaryota; Fungi; Ascomycota; Sordariomycetes; Hypocreales; Nectriaceae.